Molecule: messenger RNA, 1730 nt
Organism: Camellia sinensis
Lineage: Eukaryota; Viridiplantae; Streptophyta; Magnoliopsida; Ericales; Theaceae
Product: thiamine-repressible mitochondrial transport protein THI74
Cellular component (GO): membrane
Source: RefSeq, a predicted model, not a curated record
AAGAAGAAAAAGAGAAGGGGGGUGAUAACCAUAAACAAAAACAAAAACAAAACAAAGUCUUUCUUCUUCUUUCCCCUCCCUCCCUUUCUUGCUUUGUGUUGUUUGCAAACAAAAAGGCCCUUUCAAGAGCCUCUGGACGUGCUAUAUAUUUUCAUGUCAACUCAUAAGUUGAAAAAAUAAAAAGAAAAAAGAAAACUCAUCUUGUGUUUGUGUGUGUGAGUGAGAGAGAGUGAGAGAGAGAGGGAGAGAGAGAUGGCUUGGAGAUAUAAUGCUGGAUUGGUCCUCAUUGUCACUGUUAUCAUCACGUGGGUAUCCUCUGCUGAAGUCACUCAGGGUGUUUUCACAGAUUAUGAACAACCCUUUGCAGUGACAUAUCUUGGAACCUCACUACUCAUACUUUAUCUCCCAAUAUCAUUCAUAAAAGAUUGGUUAAUCAAAAUUCUCAAACGUUGGUCCAAUAAAAUCAAUACUACUGAUGCCGAAUUUCCCGGUAAGCCUCUUGAUGAACUUGAAGCUUCAGAAGACGGAAACAAGUUGAAGCAGACAUUAGAGAUAGAAAAUCAAGUGUCUAUAGCUAUAAAAGAGAUUGGCAGAGACAUUUAUUACUGUCAUGAGAUAAAGCCAUUAGUAGUGUUACAAUGCAAAGAAGAUGAGUUGGGAAUGAAGAAGAAAGAGGAGAGGGAAGUUACUGCUUGGGACAUUGCUGCUUUUGGGUUUUUCCUUGCUCCUAUCUGGUUUGUAUCAGAGUACUUAGCAAAUGCUGCCCUUGCGCGAACAAGCGUUGCAACGACAACAGUUUUGUUCUCGACAACAGGACUUUUCACUCUCUUCAUUGGUGCAUUCCUCGGACAAGACACUGUAAAUGUUGCAAAACUUGCUUCUGUUUUUGUCACCAUGGCCGGUGUUGCCAUGACAACUGUUGGGAAGACUUGGGCCUCCGAUGAGGCAGAAUCAAGCAAUAUUGUAAAUGAGAAGCACUUGAUUGAGGGUUAUCUUUUUGGUCUGCUCUCAGCUAUGACUGAUGGACUUUUCACUGUGUUGCUCAACAAGUUUGUUCAAGAAGAAGGUGAAAAGGUGGAUUUGCAAAAGAUUUUUGGGUAUAUUGGAUUGUUUACUCUUGUUGCUCUUUGGUGGCUAGUGUGGCCUCUAAAUGCAAUGGGUUUUGAACCAAAAUUCACAUUGCCUCAAUCCACUAAAAUAGCUCAAGUAGUCAUUGCCAACAGCUUUAUGGGCAAUGUUCUCUCUGACUAUUUCUGGGCAUUGGGUGUGAUUUGGACCACCCCAUUGGUGGCGGCAAUAGGCGAAUCGCUCAGCAUCCCGCUCGCCAUGGUGGCAGACAUAGCAAUCCAUCAUCAACACUACUCACUAAUCUAUAUUCUUGGCUCCGCUCAAGUAUUUCUCGGAUUCGUAAUUGCGAACCUUGCAGAUUGGUUCCCACCAAAGGGGGCAUCAUGGGUCUGGAAUUCAGUGUGGUAGAUUCCACAUUGCUCGGAUGGUUUUUUAUUUUUUUGAUACAUCAUAGGCUGUGUCAUCCUAGUGAGGUGCAAAGAUACUUCUUUUUUGAGGGGUUUUAUUUUUUUAAAUAGAUUCAUAUGAUCACAACUAAUGUACUAAUUACAAUGGCCUUCACAUUACAUAUCUGUUUUAUAUGUAAUCUAAUUUUUAGGAGGGGAUAUAUAUUUAUGUACUAAUAAACUUACAAUAACAAUUAAUGUCAGUUAUCAAUGUAA